This is a messenger RNA of Cryptomeria japonica (Japanese cedar), 1269 nucleotides long. Its product is annotated as replication protein A 70 kDa DNA-binding subunit A-like. Gene Ontology annotation, molecular function: DNA binding. NCBI's taxonomy places the organism in Eukaryota, Viridiplantae, Streptophyta, Pinopsida, Cupressales, Cupressaceae. The transcript has 3 exons. Gene Ontology annotation, biological process: DNA replication. The coding region runs from base 1 to 1269 and encodes 422 amino acids. The record is from RefSeq and is a predicted model, not a curated record. Gene Ontology annotation, cellular component: nucleus.
AUGGCCUCUCCUACUGCCUCGCAACAACCUUCUACAGAAACUUCGGAAGUGGAACCACAUCUACAAUUGACCCCACAUGUACUCCUCUGCAUCAACAUUGGGGAUGAUGUCCCCUCUCCACUGCUUCAGCUUUUGUCUUUUGAAAAAUUGACAGACGAUGAAAAUGACAAUGCCCAAUAUAAGGUUGUUUUGUCUGAUGCCACGCACAUGCAAUUGGCGAUCCUCCCACCUAAGUAUAGUGAUUUACUUAUUUCAAAGACAUUAAAGAUUGGCACUAUCCUAUCAUUGACAGCUUAUGCUUGUAGAAAUAUUUGGAACUCGAGGACUAUAGUAAUUUUCAGCCUUGCUAUCAAAUUUACCAAUUCUCCAUUGCUUGGGAAACCUAGAUAUCUUUUUAAAGAGCAAGAACAACAAAUGUUGGGUCAAGACACACCUGCCACAACUAAACGAUCUCUUAAAUUUGGAAUACACCUCCUACCUGUGCAGCACGAAUCUUUUGUCAAUAUCAGCCCGAGUAAAGCCUUGAACCCCUUUCAAAAUAAAUGGACGAUAAAGGGACAUGUGACAAACAAGAAGAAGAUGCAUCAGUACAGUACACCAAAGUCCACUGGCCAAGUAUUUAGCUUUGACAUGAUAGAUGAUGAAGGUACUGAAAUUAGAAUAACUUGCUUUGGUGAUGUAACAGAGAUGCAUUAUCAUAGGGUUGAACCAGGAACAUAUUAUACUAUGUCAAAAGGUUGCGUUAAAGAAGCUAACACAAAAUGGAGUAAGCUUAACAGCCAUCUUGAGAUAACUUUGGACAACAAUUCAAUAUUGAAGCGUUGUGAUGUUGUUGUUAAAAGUCAAGCAAAUAAUUCUCAAUUCAUACCAAUCAAUGAAAUUACAUACUGCACCAACAACACUUUAGUUGAUGUUAUUGGUAUUGUAGUUGUUGUUGGAGAACCCUCAUUAAUUCGCAGGAAGGAUGGAAGCGAAGUAAUGAAGAGAACUGUAAAAAUAAAUGAUGUCUCAACUUUUACUAUCGAUGUUAACUUAUGGGGAGCAACAUGGCAAGGGCUAGGUGAAGAAUUGAAAAACAUGCACACAACCCAAACAGUUGUUGUCCUUGCAGUCAGAAAUGCUCGUGUUGGUUAUUUCAAUGGAAAGGUGAUCAACACAACCACGGCAACAACUCUAAAUAUAAACCCUUCUAUCCCUGAAACAGAGACACUUAUGUCAAGAGGAAAGAUUCUAGAUGCCCUUUUACCACUAUCGUGUGUUGCUGGAUAG